This is a messenger RNA of Hemibagrus wyckioides, 6899 nucleotides long. RefSeq names its product ventricular zone expressed PH domain-containing 1 (gene veph1). Gene Ontology annotation, molecular function: phosphatidylinositol-5-phosphate binding. The coding region runs from base 696 to 3119 and encodes 807 amino acids. NCBI's taxonomy places the organism in Eukaryota, Metazoa, Chordata, Actinopteri, Siluriformes, Bagridae. The record is from RefSeq and is a predicted model, not a curated record. The transcript is spliced from 14 exons. Gene Ontology annotation, biological process: regulation of signal transduction. Gene Ontology annotation, cellular component: plasma membrane.
GAUCGGGUUUCUUAAACGAUUCGCUCUCGAGAGCAUUGAGAGUGAUGUCAUCGUGACUAAUUCAUAUAAAAACGAGAAUCAGGAGCUUUUGGUUCAAUCGAGAUAAUAGGUCAGACGGCUAAAAAUGCGAUCACUGCUUAUCCAUUCAUCUCAUCUGAGGAGUUUGGACGGAUAAAAUUGCAUACGAAUAUUAAUUAGUUAAAUGAUAGGCUUUUGGUGUUGCGAUCAAGCUCAUGAUUUGGACGAGCGGCAGCUCCAGGAGACUCCAGGAUUGUCAAGCUUCUCAUCCAAGGCAUUGGUCUAAUGAGCAGAAGGUCAUGAGGUCAAAUCCCUGAGUCCUUACCAGCUUAACUCAUCACAUCGGAUAACAUCAUCAGCCAAAUGAGAUGAACUAAUAAAGAGAGUUUUGAAUACAAACUGUUCUCCUGCUUGACCACGACAGCAACUUUAACACUGCUGUUGAUGCUGACCAGAUCCUUCACUACGAUCACAAGCUACUUUCAUCUCUCCACCAGGAGAAAUUCCCUUUUCUCCCUUUUUUUAUCCUGGAGAGGAACAUGGCCUUGAACUUGGAGAUUGGCUUUUUUGAGUCUGAUGUGUGUCCACGCUCCUCCGCCUCCAGGAGCAUGUCAGGUCACCGUGACAACAGUGCAGGGCACAAGAGGUGGUCAGGUCAGGCCUGAGCGUAUCCCAGCAUGCACCAGCUCUUCCAGCUAGUUCUGGGUCAGAGGGAUCUGUCCCGAGCGGGAGACCUGUUCUCUCUGGAUGACGCCGAGAUCGAGGACUGUCUGUCUCAGGCACUGGACGAGAUCAAGACCAUCUCCUGCCAUCCUGAUUACGUGACUAAUGAUAACGACCAGGCGGUGGUGGAGAUCUGCAUCACGCGCAUCACCACGGCGAUCCGGGAGACGAGCUCGAUGGAGCGACACGGCUCCGCGCUCGUGGCCCUGUGGGAGUCGUGUCUGGAGCACAACCUGCAGCCUCAGGGCAAAGACGAGGACACGCCUCACGCCAAGAUCGCCUCGGACAUCACCAGCUGCAUCCUGCAGAACUAUAACCGAGCUCCGAUGAUGGCACUGGCCGUCCCGGUGGCCGUACGCUUCCUGCAGCAGGGGAAUCGCGAGCUGAGCCGCAACAUGUCCAGCUACCUGAGUCUGGCCGCCAUCGCCAAGGCCGAGCUGCUGGUCCAGCACACCCAGGCCAUCAUCGUCAGCGUGCUGGGAGGUAACAGCAUGCUGCUGCGGGUUCUUCCCUCCAUCUAUACUCUAGAACCAGAUCCAAUCCACCAGCACAUCCAGGACCUGGUCCUUCUGAUUCCUGAACUGGACCAUAUGAGCAAACAGCACUUACUGCGUCUGCUCCAGAUGAUCUCUGCUCAACAUCCACAGGCGUUGACCUCUCUCGUGCCAUCUCUGAUGGGUCACCUGAGCGACGCCUCCUUGAGCGACGCCCUCCUCACCGUGUUGAUGGACAUAGCCCAGGUUAGCCCCGCCUCACUCGGGCCAUUUCUUCCAGCACUGAGGAUUGUGGGUCAGCAGACUCCAGGGCUGCUGGGACAUGUUGCUAAGAUCCACGGGGCGGUCGGUCUGACCAAUGAGGAUCAGGCUCGCGAGGCUCUACAGUACCUGGUGUCUCUGUUGGCAUGUAUGGAGCACAGCGUCCAUCACACAGUUCUGCUGGAGAUCCACAGCCUGACCGAGCGCUACACCUCCAUCGUAGGCGGCGCAAAAGACAUCUACCGCAUGAGCAACAGCUUCAGUGCCAUCGCACGGCUCCUGGGACGCAGGCUACAGUCUGAUCAUUUAACACCAUGCAUAGAAAACAAGGAGGUCGCAGAUCCGAAUCGGUGUGACUCCGAUUCCAGAAAACGUGAUGAAGACCAGAGUCUGCAAGUGAAGAUCCAGGCAUUUGAGGAGAAGCUGGAGGAGGAGGUGGCUCAGGAGGAAGCUGGAACGGACUCACCGGGGCCACAGAGGUGUCACAGCCUGGGUCAGGUGGCACGAGACGAGCGCCGAGACAUCAGGUUCAAUCGGUCAAAGAGCCUGGCUCUGCAUGCCGUUCAGUCACGUUCCGCUAAUCCUGACUGCAUCCAGGAUGGAGAAGCUGAUCUAAACACAGAGGACUUUCUGAUUGAGCCCAUCCUCUGCCCUGAGUCUGGCCCAGCAGCUUCCUCUGCUCAGGAAGAGCAUCAGAACUCAUCUUCUCCUGAGGAAGGAGGACAGACAGACAGCAUGGACCCUCGGGAAGGAGACCGGCUCUGGAAACACCUGAGGGACAACUUAGAGAAGAUCCGAGCCUUCUGUGCAGAUAUGGUCACACAGAUCCCGAUCCCUGAGCGUUGCAUCAUUGAAGAUACCCAGCAAGGCUGUGUUGCUAAGCUGUCGUUCUCGUGUCCAAUGAAAGGUCAUUACUGCCUGUACGGGAAAUCCAGCUUGUCGCUGUGUAGCGGUCAGCCCCACCUUUGGAUCCGCAUCAUGCUGCUCGCUCUGCAGAGCAAGACUGAUGAAGUUCUGGGCUCUGAGGAUGUGUGUGUACAGCAGCUCAGGAGACUUUGGGAGAAAACGCAGCUUAAAGGAGCUCACAGCUUCGAGCUGGCCAUGACUCAAACUGCUGUACCACAGAAGAAGGACCUGGACAGUCUGCAGAUCCACCUGGAGGAGGUUCGAUUCUUUGACCUCUUUGGCUACAGCCAGGAGGAAGGAGCCUGGCUGUGCUUCAUGUGCAACAAUCCAGAGAAAGCCACUGUGGUGAAUCAGGACGGCCAGCCACUCAUCGAGGGCAUGUUAAAGGAGAAACAGGUUCGCUGGAAGUUCAUCAAACGCUGGAAGACACGCUACUUCACUCUGGCUGGUAACCAGCUCCUCUUCAGGAAAGGAAAAUCAAAGGAUGAACUGGAUGACAACACGAUCGAGCUGAGCAAAGUGCAGAGCGUGAAGGUGGUGGCGAAAAAGCGACGGGACCGCGGCCUACCUCGGGCUUUCGAGAUCUUCACAGACAAUAAGACGUACGUGCUGAAGGCUGAGGACGAGAAGCAUGCGGAGGAGUGGCUGCAGUGCAUCAACGUGGCUGUAGCGCAGGCCAAAGAGCGCGAGAACCGAGAGGCCACAACCUACCUGUAGGUCAGGAAAGAGCACCAAGAACUUCUUGUCCAAAAGGAACUAUGGGAAACUGCACAGUGACUAGUUUGUUUUGAUUAUGUAAUCGCUCAUAACUCUAAAUCCUGGAGCCAUUUUGCACAUCACUGGAAUAGAUGAGCAACAAUGAGGUUUUCCAGUAUUCAUGUGGAAAAAAAGCAUCUAAACACUCAUGGCUUUGAUCAUCCAGUACAUGGAGAGAAGACGACAAGAUUAAAGCUGGCUGUUUACCUCAAACCAAAAGAGCCAGAAAGAUGCUUGUUUGGAUCAGAGCUGCUGUAUGAUUUCCAGCUCCUUUGUUUUUGCACAUUUGGUCAUGGAAACUGCAGACGUAACGUUUCUGAGGGAAAAUUCACAGAACAGGCCUUCAUCUGAGUUAAGAGAAGGAAUCAUUUUUUAAAAUAAUGGACAUGAGUGGGGAUGUUGGGAUCUGUGUAUAGUAAAUCUCACUAUGCUAAUCCUUCUAGCCUCCUGGUAUCUCAUCAGCAGGUGAGGAAGCUUACUCCUAGGUGUAGUUAAAUCAUCGGCUAAUCCAAUCAGAGACUCUCUACUUUGCAGACACGUGAGAAUGCAGACAUUCAGACAUUUGCUCUGGGGCAAAAAAAAGAGCUGUGUUGCAGAUUCAGUGUUAGGAGCCACGUCCUGUUAAUGCUAAUUCACCAGACAGAACUGUCGGGGAGGAAAUUCACACUGACUGACUGUUUUUUUAGGCCACAUCUUCAGUAUCUCAUGGCCACAAAUUGUGACUCAUGACCAUGACUUAUUUGUUAGGAAGGUCAUCAAUAUAUAGCCGCUGUUUUAUUUUCUCAUUCUCGUGGUGCGCCAAUACUUUUGGAGCUGACCACAAAUGGUGUUGGGCCAGCUCCAAAUAUUAAACACAACCCAGAGUAACCGAGAAAGAGAAUACUUGUGCAGAUUUUAAAUAAAUAAAUAAACUCCUGAGCUCUAUCUCUCUACAAAUCUAGGCAGUAAAGACAAGCAAGCACUCAAGCCCAACAACACCUGGCAGCUGAACCCUAAACCCUGCAGAAUGUAAGCACACUAUAGCUACAGAAAGAUCCUGUAUACAGAUAUCACACAAACACAUGGAAGCAGGACGCUAAUCUCAGUGUUCUACGUUAGCUUCGGCUUCUACACCGAGAACUCGAGCUCACAUCACGACAGCAGAGCGCUCCGUCUGAUCAGAGACGUCAGACAGCAUGCCGAUGCUGUGAGAACAUGCAGUAGGAGCCCAGGACAGGACGUGAGAGCAGGCAUGAGACAUCUGGACAAAGAAGACACACAUACUCUUGCUGACCACUUCAUUAGGAAUGACAUUCAUGUAUUUAUCUAAAGAGUCAUUCAGGCAGACUGACAGGAUGGAAGAUAUACAGACAGACAGACAGACAGAUGGAUAGACAGACUACUGUGACAGGAGUAUUUUCUAUGGACUGACAGAUAAAAUACACAAAUAUACACAGACAUCUGAGGGCUAAAAAAUAAAACAGAUCUUGAGAAAUAUUUGAGAUUGUAGCCACAUCUUAUUAAAGACUACUCUCCGUGUGACACUGUGACUCCGUACUCAGGCACCAUCACUCCAUCUGGACUCCACUGUGCUGUCCAUCUUUCCACUAAUGAAGUGUUUGGAGUAAACCUGAGCACAUGACCGUGUCAGGUGUAUAAACACAAAGCGUCUCCUAACGGCGAACAAUCCGCAACACUCUUCUGACCAAAUCAACUCCCUUUUUUAUUCGCCUGCACUCCAGAGUGUAGCCCCACCCCACCCCACCCCCCGCACCCACAGCGCUGACGCAAUCCUCUGUUUCAGUAACACUGGCACUUCUUCCUUCCUGUGAUUUGUUCUGGACUGUGUAGCUCAACUCUCUGGAACCAUGCGGAGACUGUAUGGUGAUUACGAUGAGUCAGUAGGAGCUGCAUUUAGAGAACACACUUCUCUCGCUCGUUCCUCAGGGGGGAACUCAGAACAUUUCCAUGUGGAACCUUACAAAGAAAAACAAACAAGCGUGUUUUCCUGUCAGAGACAGUUUUAAGUACCGCCCUGUUUUUUUAAAGCUUGAAUUAUUUUCAUUAUUUUUCUUUAAAAGCCGCUCUUAUAGUAGAUGCAGGUUUUAUACAUUAUCGUUUCUCAUGCACUGCUGAAGCUAGUCUCCAGUGCCAGCGCUUCAUAACGGUCAGUUGCUUCACAUUUCUGAGAUCUUCAGGACAGAUGAGUUUCUGACCUGAGGUUUUACUCGGGUUACUUGACGAGCGGCUUUUAUUCACGUCAAGAGACAUGAAUUUAAAAAAAAAGGCUGGUGAGGAAACGACCAUUUAUAGCUGCUGUUUUGAGGACAUUCUCUAACAUUAAAUACAACCGUAAUUGGAUAAAAAUGUUAAUGUGUCCUUCGUUAAUACAUAAUAAUCGUAAUUAUUGCCAAAUUGUUGUUGUAUCGAAGGAAUCAAAUGCUUUGAGACUCAUUCUUUUCCUCUAACAGCACUACACAGAGUAUUUUAGUCCUUAAUAAUAUACCUAGAGCCUGAUGGUCAUCUAAAGAUUUAAGCACCCAAACAAUCUUAGUGUUUUUAAAAAAAAAUUAAGGGAUUAAUUUGAUCAUUAAUUCUUCAUCAUUUCGGUAAAGGGUUCGACUUUCUUUGAGAGUGUAAGCCAACAUUCUGCAUCCUGUCAGCUAAUCUUAUUCAGUCCCUCCAGGAGUCUUUUUGUGAUUGUUGUGGCCAAAAAUGCUGGACUUUUUUUUUACAGAAAUCUGCUUGAACUGGUGAAAUCACAAGCACAGGAUAACUCUUUAACUUCUCCCAGUGAGACACCUGUGUAAUGAGUUUCUAUGAGAGCUGUACUCGUGUUCCACACAUGAGAACGGAGGAAAGAUUCAGAUUAACGUGCGUUGUGAUGAUGUCAAACGAUGCAUCUCGAACAAAUCUGCGUGAAAACCUACCGCCAUGUUGAAAAACUAGCACACAGAUUUUGCAUUCGUUUCUGUGAUUGCAAAUUCCUGAGAUCCUGUAGGACUGAAAAAUGUCCUUUCUCUGUUGUUGUUGUUGUUGUUGUUCUUUCGGCUGCUCCCUACUUAGGGUCCCCACAGCAGAUCAUUUGGUCAGCGUGCUUCAAAUUGGGGCCGGUUUUAUGCCGAAUGACCUUCCUGUUGUAAGGUCCGGCACUGAGAAUUAACUCUUCAGUGGCUGGGUUGACUCCCCACCCGGGAAUCGAACCUGGGCCACAGCAAUAAGAGCACAGGAUCCCACCAGGAAGACCUUUCUCAAAUUUAAAUAAAAUCACAAUCCCUGAUGACCUUAAACCUCUGGUCCAUCACCUACAGAACAUUUCACCUGCUUUAACUGCAUCCCAAGGAUUGCUUUUCUGUCCCCUCUGAUUGACUCAUCUUGUCAGAAUCUUUAAUUUCAUUUAUUUCAUGUUCAAAUGUAUUUCUGUAUAUACAGCUGUGUAAAUAUUUGCCCACUUACCCCCCUUUUUGUUUCUGGUUUUUCGCUCACGAUGACGGACGAUGGCGAUUUUCUGUCUCUGUGACUCACAGUCUUGUGUCGCAAUAAAAAUAACACUGAUUUAUAAGCGAGAAUCUAUUUACUGUGAACAAUCUGCUUUGAAUGUACGAUGUAUUCAGAAGUAUUAUAAAUGUUAAAUGUAGAAAAGAAACCAAUAACUGAAAUAGAUAGUUGAUUGAUUGUUUUUUAUUAACACCGAGAUUUACGUGUAUAAUUUUCUCUGAUUUAUAGGCAACUUGAUCACAAUAAAUAAAUGAUAAAUGAUGA